AUGAAGAAAAACUCCAAGAGAAACCACGCUUCAAGAGUUUCUGACAUAGAAUUGAACUCUGUGGAUGCUGAAAAGGAAAAAAAAGAGUGUCAAAAUAAUUUUGUUGAACUGCUGCCUCCAGAAGUUACUUUUAAAAUUUUCAGUCAGCUAGACAUCCGGAGCUUGUGCAGGGCUUCGGUGACAUGCAGGAGCUGGAAUCAUGCAAUAAGACACAGCGACUCCUUGUGGAAACCUCACUGCCUGACUGUAAGAGCUGUUUGUCAAAGAGAGAUAGAUGAUGAUCUAGAGAGUGGUUAUCCCUGGAGGGUCAUACUACUGAGGAAUUACCAGAAGAGUAAAGUGAAACAUGAGUGGCUAACUGGCAGAUACAGCAACAUAUGUUCUCCUGUCAGCCUACCAGAAAAAAUCAUGUACCCAAUGGAUGCAGACACAUGGGGGGAAAUUCUAGAAGCAGAAUUGGAAAGAUAA
Rangifer tarandus platyrhynchus (Svalbard reindeer) is the source of this 468-nucleotide messenger RNA. The record is from the annotation of a GenBank genome assembly. Lineage: Eukaryota; Metazoa; Chordata; Mammalia; Artiodactyla; Cervidae.